Linum tenue is the source of this 2842-nucleotide messenger RNA. Lineage: Eukaryota; Viridiplantae; Streptophyta; Magnoliopsida; Malpighiales; Linaceae. The record is from the annotation of a GenBank genome assembly.
CUUCCCGGCUUCCUCCUCCUCCUUUCCCAGCAAAACAAAAAGAAAGGAAAAACUCAUCUCCUCCACCGUCACCGUCCAGAUUGACGAUUCCGGUUCCGAGAAUUUUCAAUCGCAGGCUUUGUUUGGCGAUCUAGAAAAACGCCGACGAGGGGAAAACUGGAUAACGACCCGACUAGCUUCAUCCAUCUAAUUUUUUUCUUCUUGUAUUGCUCGCACGGACUUCGUUUUCUGGGAGGAGAGAAGGAAGAGUCCACGGAAUUCGAAAUUGUUUCCUUUGUUCUUGUGCCGGCGGUGCUUCUCCAAUUCUUUUCGGAAUAAGUAAUCCGUUCUCGUUCUACUUGGGAUCGUCUCUUGUAAUUAAUCUGUUUGCGGGGGUUGCCGGCGAUCUUCGUUUGAAUCGAGUUUGGAUUGUCAUUGUUUUGGCGGGGGAGAGGAGAGAAUGUUCAACGGAAUGAUGGAUCCUGAGCUGAUCAAGCUCGCUCAAGAGCAGAUGAGUCGGAUGUCGCCCACCGAGUUGGCCAAGAUCCAGCAGCAGAUGAUGUCGAAUCCAGAUUUGAUGAAAAUGGCAUCUGAAAGCAUGAAGAACAUGAGACCAGAAGACUUGAGGCAGGCGGCAGAGCAAUUGAAGCAUACUCGUCCUGAUGAGAUGGCUGAGAUUGGUGAGAAGAUUGCUACUGCAUCGCCUGAAGAGAUAGCAACUAUGCGUGCCCGACUUGAUUCCCAGGCCACAUAUGAAAUGAAUGCAGCUGAAAUGUUGAAGAAACAGGGUAAUCAACUUCACAACCAGGGAAAAUUCAGUGAGGCAUCGGAAAAAUAUUUGCUUGCAAAGAAGAAUCUUAAAGGGAACCCAGCCUCCAAAGGCAGUGCACUUUUAUUGGCGUGCUCUCUCAACCUGAUGUCCUGUUACCUGAAGACAAAACAGUUUGAUGAGUGCAUUAAGGAAGGAACAGAGGUGUUGGCAUAUGAUGGUAAGAAUGUCAAGGCUCUUUAUCGGAGAGGUCAAGCCUACAAAGAACUUGGACAAUUGCGAGAUGCUGUCUCUGAUCUGGCAAAAGCACAUGAAAUUUCACCUGAUGAUGAAACUAUCACGGCUGUCUUAAGGGAUGCUGAGGAAAGUUUCGGUGAACAGGGUUACAGUGCACCAAAGGGAGUUGUAAUUGAAGAGAUAACUGAAGAUUCAUCUUCCGCGAAUUGUGAAAUUCCUCAACAGCAUAGUAGGGAUGUUCCAAACACUGGGGGUUCAAUGACCAGUUCAGAUUCUUUGCAUGCCUUAAAAGAUAACCCGGAAGCAGUAAGGUCUUUCCAGAAUUUCAUUUCUAGUGCUGAUCCUGAAACUUUGGCUUCAAUAAGUGGUGGGAAAGCUACUGACAUGUCCCCAGAUAUGUUCAAGACUGCUGCAAAUAUGAUUGGAAAGAUGCCUCCCGAUGAGCUGCAGAAAAUGCUUCAGAUGGCAUCUUCUUUCCAGCGGGGUAAUCCAUUUAGUAAUGGUGUUGAUAGUAUCAGACCAGGUGGUGCCUUUCCUCCAAACAUGAGCCCAGACAUGAUUAAAACUGCCUCUGAAAUGAUGAGCAACAUGCCACCAGAAGAUCUUCAAAAGAUGUUUGAAAUGGCAUCCUCUCUUAGAGGAAAGGACUCUGCUGCAAAAGAAGGAACCUCUGGUCAACAUGCAUCUAGUUCAAGCAAAGUUUCAAACUUCACAGAACCUCGAGAAAUGAGUUCUUUAAGUGGCAAUAGUAGUGGUGACCCUAGUUCCUCUGGCAGUCUCUUUUCAAGGUCAAUGAGUGAUCAGUCAAGUUCUCCAAGCUCGGCUGGUGACCUGCAAGAACAGUUGAGAAAUCAAAUGAAUGAUCCAGCAACACGACAGAUGUUCACCUCAAUGAUGCAAAACAUGAGUCCGGAUAUGAUUGCCAACAUGAGUAAGCAGUUUGGAGUGCAGCUUUCUCCAGAAGAUGCAGCAAAAGCUCAGCAAGCCAUGUCAUCUCUAUCCCCAGAAGACUUGGACAAAAUGAUGAGAUGGAUGGAUAGGCUUCAAAGAGGAGCUGCAGGUGCAAAGAAAGCGAAGAACUGGUUACUUGGCAAACCAGGUCUGAUCAUGGCUAUAUGCAUGCUUCUCUUGGCAAUCCUCCUUAAGUGGCUUGGCUUCAUCGGAAGGUAAAGUUCCCCGAUCCCGAUUCACCGGACUCCCCAACUUAUCCGAGAUUAUUGGUUGUUCGAGUCAACGCAAGCUGAGUUGGCAUAAUGAUGUGGCAAGGCCCGUUGUCUAUUGAAAGAGAUCUUGUGUUCCUGGGAAGAGUUUGAAAAAGCGAGACCCCAUCAAUGGAAUAAGGGGAAAUGAGAAUUAGGGAUGGAGAGUUUGGUUAGGCUUGUUAUACUUAUUUGGGGGAAGAUAAUGGUAUGGUUAGGCCGCAUACCAAGAAUUUGUUGUUGCAUGAAAAUAACGUAUUAGGUAAUGAAUUGUUUGAACGGAUGAACUCGUGUCUCUAUGUAGUUGUUUUUUCUUUCCAUCUCGUGCAAGUUUUGUCGACAUGUUGGAUGCUCGAUAGUAGAAUGUGGGAAUCCCAGGCAAGGUUAUUCAGUAUGUCUUUAUCUCCUACUGCAGUAGUACUGCUACUUGUGGGUUCCGUGGCUUGGAUUUCAGCAUAUGUUCUUAUAUUUGAGAUAAUGAACCAUAGCUAUUCAUGGUGAUAUUCUCACCCGGUCUAAUGGUGAAGACUGAUGUAAGUGUCUCAAAGUGCAGCCGUGCAGGUCUCUUUUUAGGGUAACGUGGUUGGAAUCUUGUGGAUUUAAGUAGUUGUUGUGGCCAUCACCAUCACUUUUUCUUUUAAUAGCUAUUUUAUACGAA